AUGUCUCUCUUUCUCAGGGCCGCAUUCGCGACUCUCGCACUCCACGUUGCAGCAGAUCCAACUAUUGACAAUGUCAUCCCGGCUCCGUACGGUGGCCUUCGUUCUCUCGGUUACAUGAUCGACAACACGCACGCCAAUGCAGUCCUAGGCUAUCCAUCACCUGCCAAAUCCAUCACCCUAGCAGAUAUCAUCCCACAGGUUGACUCCAAGGGUCAUAGCCGCUGCUGUCCCAUCGGCACCAUCAACGAUGGCACAGGCUGUGUUUUCCAAGAGUCUUCUGUCUGUGAAAAGGGCACUGUACUCCAAGGAAAUGUCUGUGUGAGCGUCGAUGGGCCGCAUUGUCCUGAUAAUCUCAAGUUCGAUGGAAGGAUCUGUCGAAGCGAUGAACCACCCAAAUGUUCUGGUUCGUCGCUGUACAACAGGGCUACCAACCAGUGCGAAUCACCCGAUGGGCCCCAGUGUCCCGCUACGUACCAUCUUGAAAAUGGAUCUUGUGUUUCCGAGAUACCUCCUUCAUGUGAGCUCGGUUACAAAGUCGUGGAUGGUCUUUGCGUCGAUAACUUCCCACCUGAUUGUAAGGGAGAGAACCAAGUUUAUGACAAGGGCGCCUGUGUUAGCAAGAUACCUCCCGAGUGUCCGAAAGGGACUGAGGUGCGGGGCAGGACAUGCUAUGGAACUAUUCCCCCACAGUGUACAGGUGAGGCCAGACUUGAUCGCGGUCAUUGCGUCUUUACCCCUGAAUGCCCUGAGAAGUACAUUUUCAAGGGCUGGAUGUGUGUCAUGGAGGGUGAUCCUGUUUGCUCGCCUGGAUUCUUCAAAAAUGGGGCAUGUCACGCGAAUCCCACUUGCCCAGAUGGUUAUACCUACGACGAGGCUGCUGAUACCUGCAAAUACGUCACGGACCUCCAGUGCAGCUCUGGUUAUACGCUGUUCACUUCUAAGUGUGGCGCUAAGCAUUGUUGCAAGGAGGGCACUGAUAACUUUGACGGGGAAUUCUGUACUUGGGAAGUUACUGAGUCCGGAGAAUGUCCUGAUGGGUUUGAGUACAAGGAUGGGUACUGUCGGCAUCAUUCUGAGAACCCUUCUUGCCCCGACCUUUAUGAGUCCGCCAAUGGCAAAUGUACCAAGCGAACCUUGCCCCAGUGCACUAUUGGAAGCUACAGCAACGGAAAGUGCAUCGUGGGUGAUCCGACUUGUCCCACUGGAAGUCAUUUCAACGGCAUUGAAUGCGUACUAAUCGAACGAGCAUCGUGUCCAGAGGGAUCCAGACUUGUUGAAUCUCGGUGUAUCUCCCUCGAGUCGGCAAAGUGCCCUCGUGGUCAGAGACCGGACGGUAACGACUGCAUCCAUGAAGAAUCGCCAUUAUGUCCUCCCAACACUAUCCUUGAGAACGGAGUCUGCAAGCACCCUGAUAUUCCAAUUUGCAAACCUGGCACAAACUAUCACAAUGAACACUGCACAUUGCCCACGCUCCCAACCUGUCCUAAAGGCAGUAUGAUCAAGGGCGGGAAGUGCGUCGCGAUCAAACUUCCGCAGUGCCCUGGGGAGUAUAGAUACUGCCCAGCAACACACACCUGUAUCCCACCAGGGCUUCCACAGUGUACAGACCCGCUUGUAUGGGACGGGAAGCACUGCGUGAGUAGAAAGAAGGCGGAAUGCCCAGAAGGUUCCACCAGAGCUGGCAACAAGUGUAUCAGCGACAAAGAUCCCAGGUGUGACCCGGGCUUUAUUUUCGAUGUCAAGUCCCAAGGCUGCAUCUCCACUGGUGAGCCGGAAUGUGCUGGAGAUACCCAAUUUGACGGGACUACGGGCAGAUGCGCGUCUCUAGCUCCUCCAGAUUGUACUCAUGAAGGUACCGAGUACGACUCUAAGACGCAGUCUUGUAUUGCCGGGCCGCCUGGUUGUCCCGAGGGCGCUGACUUGAUCAAUGGCGAUUGUGUACUGAGGAAACGACCUGAAUGCCCCGACGGAACUGAACAGAAGGACGACAGGUGUGUCUCUAUCGAGAGACCUAAGUGUGAGGGUAACCUCACCAUGGUUGAAGGCCGAUGUGUUUCUGUAGAGCCACCUACUUGUGGUGAUGGAACUACCUGGGAUGGAUCUCGUUGUGUUAUCGGCACAAGGACUUCGUGUUUCAACUUGGAGGUUUGCCCACCCAUUGGUGCUGCUGCGCUGCCAGCUCCCUCGCCUGUGAUUAAUUACUAG
Messenger RNA from Fusarium venenatum, 2205 nucleotides. RefSeq lists its product as uncharacterized. Lineage: Eukaryota; Fungi; Ascomycota; Sordariomycetes; Hypocreales; Nectriaceae. The record is from RefSeq and is a predicted model, not a curated record.